ACAUAUAUGUGCAAAUGUACAUGUUUCGACCCCUAUAUACAUAAGAAGCGAGACACUUCUAACAAGCACAUAGAUCGAGAGAAAAAUGGGCGAGAUCAAAAGCGGCGAGAAAACGCGAGUUUUGGUGGUGGGAGCGACGGGUUACUUGGGGAAGAGAAUCGUACGGGCGUUUUUGGCUGAAGGUCACGAGACCUACGUUUUGCAGCGGCCAGAGACUGGUCUCGACAUCGAGAAAGUCCAACUCCUUCUCUCCUUCAAGAAACUAGGCGCUCGUCUCGUGGAAGCUUCUUUCUCCGAUCACCAAAGCCUCGUAUCAGCCGUGAAACUCGUAGACGUCGUUGUCUCCAACAUGUCUGGUGUUCACUUCCGUAGCCAUAACAUCCUUGUCCAGCUCAAGCUUGUUGAAGCCAUCAAAGAAGCUGGUAAUGUCAAGCGCUUUUUACCAUCUGAAUUUGGUAUGGAUCCACCACGAAUGAGAAAUGCGUUACCGCCCGGAAGAGAAACGUUCGACCAAAAAAUGGAAGUUCGUCAGGCUAUUGAAGCUGCUGGAAUACCUUACACUUACGUUGUUGGCGCUUGUUUUGCCGCAUAUUUUGCUGGAAAUCUAUCUCAGAUGGAAACGUUACUCCCUCCCAGAAAAAGAGUUAAUAUAUACGGAGAUGGUAAUGUAAAAGUGGUGUUUGCGGAUGAAGAUGAUAUUGCGAAAUACACUUCCAGAACUCUAAACGACCCACGGACUUUGAACAAAACCGUGUAUAUCAGGCCUCCGGACAACGUUCUCACACAUAUCGAAUUGGUUCAGAUUUGGGAAAAGCUAACCGGAAAUGAAUUAGAGAAAACUAAUAUUACUGCAAAAGAUUUCCUUUCCAACACUGAACACAUGGAGAUUCCACAGCAAGCGGGAAUAGGACAUUUUUAUCAUAUUUUCUAUGAAGGAUGUCUAACUGAUCAUAAAGUGGGAGAAAAUGAAGAAGCGUCAAGUCUCUAUCCGGAUGUGAAGUACAAACGCAUGGAUGAUUACUUAAGAAUGUUCCUUUGAUGACAUUUUGGUUAAAUCAGCAUAUCUACGUUAAAAAAAAAAUCAGCAUAUCUAUGAUAAUAUAUGCAUAUCAUAAGUUUGAAAUUAUAAUUCACAUCCAUGUU
This is a messenger RNA of Raphanus sativus (radish), 1143 nucleotides long. Its product is annotated as pinoresinol reductase 1. Lineage: Eukaryota; Viridiplantae; Streptophyta; Magnoliopsida; Brassicales; Brassicaceae. The coding region runs from base 86 to 1039 and encodes 317 amino acids. Gene Ontology annotation, molecular function: oxidoreductase activity. The record is from RefSeq and is a predicted model, not a curated record. The transcript has 4 exons.